Molecule: messenger RNA, 512 nt
Organism: Impatiens glandulifera
Lineage: Eukaryota; Viridiplantae; Streptophyta; Magnoliopsida; Ericales; Balsaminaceae
Product: ATP synthase small subunit 6, mitochondrial
Exons: 3
Coding region: 99-266 (55 amino acids)
Source: RefSeq, a predicted model, not a curated record
ACGCCCAAUUAACCUAAAACCAGAGACGACGAAACUUUCAGAUUGUGACUUUUCGAUCUGUGAGAAAGAGUGAGCGAACCCAAGAAAUCGAAGAAGAUAUGAGGAAGUUUGAUCCAUGGCCCGUCUUCUUCCGCCGUGAAUGGAGCCGUAACUGGCCGUUCCUUGUCGGUUUCGCCGUUACCGGUGCUAUCAUCACCAAGAUGUCUCUCAAUCUCACCGAGGAGGACGCGAAGAACUCCAAAUUUGUGCAGAGGCACAAAAGGUGAAUCGUCUUUUGAUAUAAUAAUACCGGGUGAUUUUCCGAAACAGAAAUGAGUUUGCUAUUUGGUGGAUUGGGAUUAAGGCUUUUUUUUUUUUAUAUAGUUUGCUUGUCAACAAAUAAUUAUUACCCAAUGUUCACAAACUUGAGUACUCUAUUUGAAAUAUUACCCAUGAAUUGACCCAAUUACUUUUUCAUGUUGGCUAAUAUUUGUUUCAUUCAUAACCCUCAUCUGAAAUGUGUUUGUUUUUCU